Molecule: messenger RNA, 1582 nt
Organism: Xyrauchen texanus (razorback sucker)
Lineage: Eukaryota; Metazoa; Chordata; Actinopteri; Cypriniformes; Catostomidae
Gene: gem
Product: GTP binding protein overexpressed in skeletal muscle
Exons: 4
Coding region: 316-1215 (299 amino acids)
Biological process (GO): negative regulation of high voltage-gated calcium channel activity
Cellular component (GO): plasma membrane
Molecular function (GO): GTPase activity; calcium channel regulator activity; GTP binding
Source: RefSeq, a predicted model, not a curated record
CUUAAUAUAACCACGAACUGCAUUGAGAGCUCAAAGCACAUUACUGCGCAAACACAGACAGGAUUACCACGAAUCCUGAUUUCAUAAGACCUUAAUCGAAGACAACGCCAAGAAGCCAAGACAAAUUUCAUCAUUUAUUCUUCAGGUUUCUACUGAAUGCUGUCUAGCCUAUAAUUGGACCACUUUUUUAAUGGACUCGAUUGAUUUGUGUGAUGAAAUAGAACUUAGGGCGUCAGUCACACUCAAAGAAACCGUCGAAUACUGCAUUUCGAGCAUCUAAACGAGUUUUCUUUAGCAGAACUGUAACUGUAUCACAUGACCCUACUUGCGAGUAUGCGGCGCCACAGUUUAGGCGUGCAGCAUCACUUGCACAGGUGGAGCAUCUGCGGGACGGAUGGACGGCAGCUUCUGAGCGGUGGUUUCACGACCUCCGACAUCGGUAAGGUGUCCCGUUCCAGUUCAUUCUCGAGCUCCACAGAGAGCUGCUUGUCGUCCUCUUCCGACUCUGCUGUCUCAUCCGAAUCUGCGACUCCCAGUUCGAUCGGACCCUUCACGGUUGUCCUGAUCGGAGACAACGGCGUCGGGAAGUCAGCGCUCGCAAGUAUAUUCGCUGGAGCAUCAGACAGUAUGGGCAGCGAAUGCGAGUUAUAUGGAGGUGAAAUAUUUGAGCAGACUAUGAUGGUAGAUGGUGAAAGGGCCACAGUUACCCUGCUCGACACUUGGGAUUCACAGGAUGAGGGCAGCUGGACGCAGGAGCGUUGUCUGCAGACAGGAGAUGCUUUCAUCAUAGUCUAUUCCAUAACGGAUCGAUCGAGUUUCCUUCGUGCGUCCGAGCUCCGUAUUCAGUUGCGGCGAGAGCGCCAGGCUGACCACACUCCCAUCAUCCUCGUUGGCAAUAAAUGUGACCUGGUCCGUUGCCGAGAAGUGUCCAUUAGUGAUGGUCGUGCAUGUGCUGUCGUGUUUGACUGUAAGUUUAUUGAGACAUCAGCAGCGAUGCAACACAAUGUCUGGCCGCUGUUUCAAGGUAUCAUCCGCCAGCUUCGUCUGCGAAGAGACAGCGUGGAGACCAUCACCAGACGCCGUGCUCUUUAUAAGAGGCAGGAGAGUUUAUCCAAAAAAGCAAAGCGUUUCAUUGACAAAAUCGUUGCCAAGAAGAACAAGCAAGCAGCCUUUAAACUCAAGUCCAAAUCAUGUCAUGACCUGUCUGUAAUGUAGGGCUUUUGGGCUCUGAAUGUAUAUAUGUAAGCAUUGUAUGAAGUUUGGAGGCAAAAUAAUAUACAUUUUGUAAAGUGUCUGAUGUGACUGUCAAAUGUUUGCUCUGCACCAUUUACUGUGUGUUUUAGUUUUUGAAGAAGACUAUGUCUAUAUUAGACUGUGCUGUAGGUGAACAACGAUUACAGGCUUCAUGCUCCCUCUGUGAUGGACAGAACGCUCUAGUGUUACCGAUCUUCCUCUAAACAUUUCAAAAGUCAUGGAUUGCACAGAAUUUUCCUGGGAAUCCCAAAAUUUCUAAACCUAUUUAACAUCCUAUCAAUUUCGUGAAAGAAUUUUGCUUUGAGUUGAAAAUCGUCAUUGAUUGUAU